AUGUCUCCUUAUCGCGUUGUUUUUGGUAAGGCAUGUCAUCUCUCUGUUGAGAUAGAGCAUCGUGCUUAUUGGGCUGUGAAGACUUGCAACUUGGCUCUUGAUCAAGCUGGUGGCGAAAGAAAGCUUCAAUUGAGUGAGUUAGACGAGAUCCGCUUGGAAGCCUAUGAGAACUCUAAGUUCUACAAAGAGAAGACCAAAAUAUUCCAUGAUAGCUUGAUUUCCAGAAAAGACUUUUUGGUUGGACAACAAGUGUUGUUGUAUAACUCUAGGCUUGGCCUAAUGAGUGGUAAGCUUCGUUCUAAGUGGAUUGGUCCUUUUGUUGUUACUAAUGUGUUUCCUUAUGGUACUGUAGAGAUCAAAAGUGAAUCCACAGAUAAGAGCUUCAAAGUUAAUGGUCAUCGCCUCAAGCAUUUCCGCACUAAUCCUUCUCUUGUGGAUGCUACCAUGGACGAUGUUUCCUUGGUUGUUUCCACCCUCCGCCCGCCAUGA
Lotus japonicus is the source of this 489-nucleotide messenger RNA. RefSeq lists its product as uncharacterized. NCBI's taxonomy places the organism in Eukaryota, Viridiplantae, Streptophyta, Magnoliopsida, Fabales, Fabaceae. The record is from RefSeq and is a predicted model, not a curated record. The transcript has a single exon. Bases 1 to 489 code for a protein of 162 amino acids.